Molecule: messenger RNA, 15419 nt
Organism: Caenorhabditis angaria
Lineage: Eukaryota; Metazoa; Nematoda; Chromadorea; Rhabditida; Rhabditidae
Source: the annotation of a GenBank genome assembly
AUGCAAUUUUUGAUGGAAAAUAUCGAUUUUUGGCAGGAAAUUGGUGAUUUGUGAGUAUUUUUGGGCUCAGGGAUCUUUAAAAGGCUCCAGAAGCUUCCGGAAGCCCCCAGAAGCUCGCUGAAGCCUCCAGAAGCUCGCGGAAGCUUCCGAAGUCUUCCGGAGGCGCUAGGAAGCUUACGGAAGCCUCCAGAAGCUCGCGGAAGCUUCCGGAAGGCUUCCAGAGGUUUCCGCAAGUUUCCGGAAGCUUUAAGUGGCUUCCGGAGCCUUCCGCAACCUUCCGCAACCUCUACGCGCCUCAAAAAUCCCAAAAUCCCCCCAAAAUCGCGCCUCAUCCAAUAUUUAGUACUACUUAUAUGUCUAUCUAUGUAGAUACAACCAGUUUCCCCCCAAAACAUUGCUCAUUUUAUAUUCCCAUCAAAUCUCGACGAGAGACAAUUGGCAGAUGAGAGAGUGCAGAGAAAUAUGCAUUGACAAUGGGAUGAGUCGAAAAAAAAGGGGCGGAGCUUUUUGGGGGGCGAAAAAUUCCAGUUUACUAGUUACCCUAACUCGAGAAUGUGGUUGUUUUGGGCGCUAUGCGCCUUUAAAUUUCUAUCUGAGUACUGUAGUGUGGUGGCUGCUGACGUGGCUGGCAAGCCGAUGGCCUGGUAUUCAACGGGAAAAAUCCACGUGGCACCGCCGCAAAAGCUUGUGGCACCAGCGAAAACCGCUAUUGAUAUUUGUCAGGUAUUAAAAUUUUUUGCCACGUGGCACAUAAUUUUUGGCGGGAAAUUUGAAAAUUUGAAAAAGCGAAAACAAGAAAAAUCCCCGGGGAUUUUUUGAGAAAUUCAUCAAAAAUGUUUUUCGACACAUUUUUCUUAGUACUUUUUUUUUGCAAAAAAAAAAGAAAUGGGGGAGGAUUUGAAAAUGAAAAAAAAAAUUGGGUUGGAAAAAAUUUUCCAAACGAAAAUUUGUAGUUCUCGAGGAGAAACGCUAAUUUUCCAUACGAAAAUUUGUGGUUCUCGAGGAGAAGAAUUUUUUUGGUAUGGAAAAUUAAAUAGCGCUUCUCCUCGAGAACUACACAUUUUGGUAUGGAAAAUUUCCAAAAUUUGUAGUUCUCGAGGAGAAACGCUAAUUUUCCAUACCAAAAUUGGUUUUGCAGUUCUCGAGGAGAAGAAUUUUUUUGGUAUGGAAAAUUAGCGCGGCACAUUAAUUUUCACGUGGGAAAUUCAAAUUUCCCCUCAAAAAACCUCCAUUUUUCACCGGGAAACCUGGAAAAUGUCCCGAAUUUUUUCCCGCACCCAGCUUCCCAAUUCCCCACAAAUUUCCAGCUUCCCGUCGACACUGGCAAAUGCGAUCAACAACUGUUUCGCUAUUAUUAUGACGCGAAAAUCGACGAUUGCCAACGAUUCACUUUUACGUACGGUCGUUUUUUUUGGGCGGGAAAAUGAAAAAAAAAAAACAAAAUUUGAAUCAUUCAUCAUUUUUUACUGUCUCUUUCCUAUAUAAUUAUAUUUAUUGGAGAAAGUUUUGGCAAAAAAAUUGUCCGAGAGAAGUACACGGGAAUUUUCAGGGGGUCGGGGGCUUCUGGAGAAUUCCCAAGGCUUCCCAAGGCUUUCCCGGGCUUCCCAAGGCUUCCCCGGGCUUCCCAAGGCUUCCCCGGGCUUCCCAAGGCUUCCCAAGGCUCCUGGAGGCUUCAGGAGGCUUCAGGAGGCUUCCCAAGGCUUCCCGCGGCUUCCCGCGGCUUCCCAAGGCUUCUGGAGGCUUCCCGAGGCUUCUCAAGGCUUCCCAAGGCUUCCCAAGGCUUCUAAAGGCUUCUAAAGGCUUCUCAAGGCUUCUAAAGGCUUCUGAAGGCUUCCCCGGGCUUUCCAAGGCUUCUGGAAGCUUCCGCAUGCUUCCGCAACCUCUAAAAACCAUUUUUUCAGUGGAUGUGGUGGAAAUUCGAACAGAUUCAUGAGAAGAGCACACUGUCGAAAUCGAUGUGUCAAAAAUCCGCACAAAAAUUCGACGUCGACUUCGCCGAACUCGAAUUUUUUGGAACUCAAACAACAUCGACGAACUUUGACAACAACUAGUACAACUGAAGUUAGCUCAACUCGCUCUGAAAUCACUUCGACAACAAUGGAACCUUGGACUCAAGCGUUUCCGGUGAAGAAAAUUGAGUUUUUGAAGGUAAACUUGCUCUGGGAGCUCAAAAAAACACGUUUUUGACCAAUUUUUGACCAAAAAUAUCGAUUUUUCACCGUAGAAUUAGCCUAAAUUCAAAAUUUCCAGUCAAAUUUGUGCACCGAUUGCGAUCCGCUUUUCGGAACUUGCAAUGAUGGAGUUUGUGGAUGUAUGAAAGGAUUCCGAUCGCUCGGAAAAGUUUGUAUUGGUAAGAUUUUCGAAAUUUGGAGCAUUUUGAGCCCGAAUAAGCCCAGGGUUUCCUAAUUUUCCACACCAAAAUUUUUGUGUGGAAAAUUGACUUCUCCUCGAGAACUACAAAUUUUGGUAUGGAAAAAAAUGUCCAUGCAUUUUUAAUUCCGGAUCUUCCCGAAAUCUUCGAAAAAAAAAAUGAAUUUUUUCGCAUCCAACAGAACAAAUUUAGAAUGCAUGGUGUACUUUUAACAAAAAAAAAAUGUUGCGAGAACUUUUUUCGGGAUCAAAAAAAAUUGGUAAAAAAAAGUUGCCUCGGGUGUGGCUCGAACCCCUGACCUUCUGACCCAUAGAAAAUCAAUAUUUCUAUAUCAAAAUUUCGUGCUGAACAUGAAGAGAAUGCUUAAAAUGAGCAAUGCCAUCAUUUUCAGCGCAAAAAAAGAUGAAUUUGAAAAAAUUGGUGCCUCGGGUGUGGCUCGAACCCCUGACCUUCUGACUCGAAUAUUUCCAGAUCUCAACGAAUGUGACAAUGGUGCAAUCUGUGGUGACAAUGCACGGUGUGUAAAUACCGUAGGAUCUUACACGUGUGAAUGUGAUUCGGGAUUCCAAGUUGAUGGGCGAUGCAAAAUCGGACCCGAAGCCUGUCAGGAUGAAUUUGACGUGAAUUUGACUGAAGAGGAUUGUAAUCAUGGGAAACAGGAGUUACGGUAAGUUCGGAGCCGAAAUUUGCAGCAUUUUGAUAUCAAAUACGUCGCGAAAAAAUUUUCCAUACCAAAAAUUUGGUAUGGAAAAUCAUCUUGUCCUCGAGAAAUACAAAUUUUCGUAUGGAAAAAUGAAUUUUUUGCAGCUACUACUACGAUUCCGUCACGGCCUCCUGUAAACGUUUCUUCUACGGUGGCUGCAAAACCACAUCCCGCAACUUCUUCGCCGAUCUUCAAACCUGCGAUGUUCUCUGCGUCUCUCUUCAACGAGACUAUCUCGCAUCGGCUCAUCACUUCAAAAUCGAUCUUUUGACCUCACCAGCUUCUCUAGCCGAACCCGAUAAGCCUUUAUCUGUUGAGGAUUGGCCCUUGAGGCCUGUCACAGUCCGCGCGCCUUUGAAUUUGGAUUUUGGGCCGAGUUAUCGAUUGGGCGGCCUGGAAAAGAUGAAGGAGGCCCAGAAGGCUGAAAAGAUUGUGAAGGAAAUUACACCGGGUUUGGGUGAGUUUUUUGUUUGUGCUUAAAAUGAGCAAUGCCAUGAUUUUCAGCACGAAAAAUUGAUCUAGACAAAAAAAGUAGUAGUUCCUAUGGGGAAUCGAUCCCCGGACCUUCUGACUCAGAAAAUCAAUAAAUCUGGAUGAAUUUUUCGUGCUGAAAAUGAUGAAAUUGCUUAAAAUGAGCAAUCCCACGAUUUUCAGCACGAAAAAUUGAUCUAGAAAAAAAAGUAGUAGUUCCCAUGGGGAAUCGAACCCCCGACCUUCUGACUCAGAAAAUCGAUAUUGUUAGAUCAAUUUUUCGUGCUGAAAAUGAAGAAAUCACUUAAAAUGAGCAAUCCCACGAUUUUCAGCAUGAAAAAUUGAUUUAAAAAAUAAUUUAGAAAAUAGUUCCCAUGAGGAAUUGAACCCCCGACCUUCUAGAUCAAAAUUUCGUGCUAAAAAUGAAGAAAUCACUUAAAAUGAGCCAUUUUUGCAGACAUUUGCUCAACUCCACUCGAUCCAACACUCCGUGAAGAAUGCCUUUCAGCCGAUUGGGUUGAGCGAUUUUUCUGGAAUUCGGAAUUCUCGGAAUGUGAACCUUUUUGGUACGGUUUUGUCCGCGAGAACUACACAUUUUGGUGUGGAAAAAUCUGAAAUUUUUCAAUUUCAGGUACGAUAAUUCGUGUGAUCCACGCGACAAAGCUGCCAAAAACUUCUUUGAGAAUUUUGACGCCUGCAAAUCCACGUGUUCUGGAAAUCUGAAAACUUCUGAAACUUCUGAAACUUAUAUUUUGCCUACUGAUGAAGCUACAACUUCAACUCCAGCUACAACUUCAGUAGAUGUUUCGAAAGAUCAGAAUCCAGUUAUAACUUCCACACAUCCAGCUCAAACUUCAAGUUCAGUAGAAGUUGUGGAAACUUCGAAAGAUCAGGAUCCGGAAUUCGUUCAAGUCGAAAAUUGGGAAGGUUUGGUGGACGAGAGAAUUUCGCAGAAAUCGGAGAAAAUCGAAAAAGUUGAGAUUGUUCACAGAGGAUCGGAAGGUAGGGCUUCUGGAGGCUUUUCAAGGCUUCUGGGGGCUUCUGAAGGCUUCCCAAGGCUUCUGAAGGCUUCUGGAGGCUUCUGGAGGCUUCUGAGGACUUAUGGAGGCUUCUGAAGGCUUCCCAAGGCUCCAGGGGGCUUCUGAGGGCUCCAAGGGGCUUCUGAGGGCUCCAGGGGGCUUCCGGAAAUUUCAGAAGGCUUCCCAAAGCUUCCCCGGGCUUCCCCAGGCUUCUGGAGGCUUCUGAAGGCUUCGGAAGGCUUCUGAAGGCUUCUGAAGGCUUCCCAAGACUUCUUUCCAAAAAAAAUCUGAAAAUUUGCAGUCUGCCACGUGGAAUUCAAUCAAAACUUGCGAAACGAGUGUAAAACUGGAGAUUGGACCGAAUACUUCUACUGGAAUCUGGAAAUUCAGGAUUGCGAAGCGUUUUGGUACGAUAAAUCGUGUCUUCUCCCCAAAUUUGCGCCAAAUCAAAAUUUAUUUGAAAAUUUUGAGAAAUGUCAAGAAUCCUGCAAAAAACCCGCGAAAAAAGAUGAUGAAAAAGGUCCCGAAACGACGGCUACAGUACCCCUACCGUAUAAACAGGAUGAUCCUUUAAAUAUCAUUUUUGCGAAUGCUAUCAAACCCGAGGAAUCGUCUUUGUUGCCUGAUAAAUUGCCCGGAAAUCAUGAGACGAAUUUUGGCGCCAAAAAUAUUGAAGAUCAAAAUUCUGAAGAUCAAACAUCCACCACAAAAUUCGACAGACUGAAAUAUAUGGCUGAAUUCAGAAAGAGACUUCUAGCACUGCCUGAGGAUUUCAAGACAACUUCAGCAACACCUUCAGAAGCUCCGAAGGUGUCAGUGACGACUUCGGAAGCUCCAGCAACUUCAGAGACUCCAGCAACAUCUUCAGAAGCUCCAGUAAGACCUUCAGAAGCUCCAGCUUCAACUCGAUUCCUGGGAGAUCUGUGCGAUGAGCCACUUCACCCGAAACUUGAGGAGGAUUGUAAGAAUGAUAAUUGGGUGAGUAACUACGACACUCCGGGAUUACGUUAGAGUGUUCAAACGAUGCUCCGCCUUUACGCUGAGCGAUUUAAGGGGUUAAACGAUGCUACGGGGUUACGCCGAGAAAAUAGAGGGUUUAAACGACACUCCGGGAUUACGCUGAGGAAAUUUAGAAAGGGGUAAACGAUGCUCCGGUAGUACGCUAGAGGGUUUAAACGAUACUCCGGGAUUACGCUGAGGAAAUUAGAGGGUUUAAACGACAUUUCGGGAUUACGGUGGGGGAAUGGGGUGUCUAACUAUACUACAGGACUACGUUAGAGAGUUCAAACGACGCUCCGCGAUUCCGCUAGUAAGUUUAGAGGGGUUAAACGAUGCUCCGGGAUUCCGCUAAUGACUUUAGAAACUUUAAACGAUGCUCCGGGAGUACGCUGAGGAAAUAAAGGGUUUAAACGAUGCUCCGGGAUUCCGCUGGGAAAUUAGAGGGGUUAAACGACACUCCGCGAUUCCGCUGAGUAAAUAGAGGGUUUAAACGAUGCUCCGGGAUUACGCUGGGUGAUUAGAGGGGUUAAACGAUGCUCCGGGAUUCCGCCUAUGAAUAUUACCAUUUUCAAACGAGACUCCGUAUUUACGCUUUUAAAAAUCAGAAUUUCCCAACGACACUCCGCCGUUUACGGUCCCAAUAAAUACGUUUCUAAAGUGUUUUUUCAAGAGUGUAAACCCGGAGUGUCGUUUGAAAUUCCCACAUUUUUUCCAGGAAAUUCGCUGGUUCUUCAACACGGAUCGUGGAGCAUGCAAAAGCUUCUGGUACGGUGGAUGCGAAGUCGAGUCGCGCAACUUUUUCACAGAUCAUGCGGUAGGCCAUCAUUUUUUUUUUGGCGGGAAAUUCAAAUUUCAAAUUUUUUUUUCAGAAUUGCCGACAUGCUUGUGCUCACAAAUACCAAGCUUCGGAGUUCCAAACCAAGAUCUCAAUUCCACCCGGAGAUCUCACAACUUCUCCACCAUUCCACAAAGAUCGCCUAACCACCUCGAUCAAAUUGACCUAUCCACAUUCCGAAGAUCUUUUCCCGACGCACACGAAUUCCUAUCAGAUCUCAGAAGAUCCAGAUCGCAGAUUCCCUGCUCCUGAACCUCCGAAACAUCUUGCGCUCGUCUCCGAAGGCACCAAAUCCUCAUCGGAACCCAGUUUCUAUAGUCAUAUCGAUAAAGUGAUUCUGGAUUUGAAGACUGGCGAGCACACGGCAUUUCAGAAGCCCGAGGAAUUUGUGCGAAGAGUUGAGAGCUCGAGCAAUGCAUUUGUGAAAUAUUCGAUUGAUGCGUCGGAAAUUACACAGAUUUUGGGCGGGGAACAUCGGAGUAUUAAUGAUGCUUGUGAUGAUGAAUAUGAUCCAAAAUGGGAUGAGGUGAGCCUGGGCCUGAAAAUUCGGGAUUUUUUGAGCCUAAACAAGCCUAUAGUCUGAAAAUUCGGGAUUUUUUGAGCCUAAAUAAGCCUAGGCCUGAAAAUUGGGGAUUUUUUGAGCCUAAACAAGCCUAGGCCUGAAAAUUCGGGAUUUUUUGAGUCUAAACAAGCCUAGGCCUAAAAAUUCGGGAUUUUUUGAGCCUAAACAAGCUCGGGUACCAGAUUUUGAAAAAGCUAAAAUUUUUGCUGACGCGUUUGAUGUAGCUGCAAAAUUCUAUUUUCCACACCAAAAUUUUGGUGUGGAAAAUCAACUUGUCCUCGAGAAAUACAAAUUUUGGUAUGGAAAAUUUCCAAAUUUCAUACAAAAAUAACCUUGUUUGGUGUCAAAAUGAAGCCGCUCGAAAUACCGUGUAAUUUCAGGAUUGCCUGGGAGAUGAAUGGGUGAUUCGAAGUUACUGGAACUCGACAACAAACUCCUGUAAAAGCUUUUGGUACGGUGGAUGUCAGACAAGCAGUCGGAAUAUUUGGUUUGACCGUGAAGCGUGUCAAAUGGCGUGUAGACAUAAAUUGGGAAAAAUUGAUGGUCAGUGGGCACUACAGUACCCCCUGGAGACUUACAGUAACUCUGGUUUUUCAGAAUCUCCAUUGACACCUUCUGACAUUGCUGCAACUCUGUCCAGCACCACGAAGAAGCGAGAAAUUUCAGAUUCGGAAAUUUUCAAGCAAGAUCUUGAUCAGCAACUCGCAAACAUCAAGAAAUCACAUGAAAAUCGAGAAGAUCUGAAAUUCUCAAAAAUUGUAGAUCAUCCGGUUACUGUAGCCGCGGAAUGUUUGGAACCUUUCAACUACAGUCUAGCCGAGCCAUGUAAAAAUGGCGGGAAAUUUGAAAAUCGAUUUUAUUUCGACAAAGAUUCGCGGAGUUGUCGAAUGUUCUGGAAAUCUGAGGGAUGUCUGGGUGGAGAUGCUAAGAUGAGCAAUAAUUUUGCGGAUUUGGAGACUUGUCAAUGGAAGUGUGAGGGAAGACAUCCACAACCGGCUGGAAGUUAGUGCAAAUUCGGAUUUGGCGCGAAAUUUGGGGCAGAAUGAUACCAAAUUUGCCUGGGGGCAUGGAAAAAUGGGCGGGGCCUAAGAUUUUUGCUUGCGGCACGGUUUUGUGGGCGUGGCUUAGGUUUUCUAGGAUUUUCAAAGCUAAAAUUCAUGAUUUUUACUUGCGGCACGGUUUUGUGGGCGGGGCUUAUUUGAUGUCGUUUUGAAGCCCUGGAAAUUCCCCAAAAACUGUGCCAGGUUUGCAAAAAUGGGCGGAGCUUGUUUGGUGUCAUUUUGAAGCUCUUGACCUCCAGAAUUUAAAAAUUUACUCUAAAAUUUGUUUUUCCCAGAAUCCUGCCUCGAAAAAUUCGACUUAGGCUAUCUCGAAGAUUGUCGCCAUGGCGAAUUCACAAAUCGUUUCUACUUUGAUCACGAUCGCAAAAAAUGUGUGGCUUUCCAUUGGGGCGGAUGCCAAUCGAAAUCGCAGAACUUCUUCACCGAUAUGGGAUUGUGUCAGGAUUUGUGCGAAAAUCCGCCCAGAGAGUUGACACGUGGGUUUUUGAGCCGGUUUUUCGGAUUCAGCGCGAAAUUUUGAUCUAGAGUGAUUUUUAUUAUGAGUCAGAAGGUCGGGGGAUCGAUUCCUCAUGGGAACUACUAUUUUCUAAAAAAAUUUUCUAGAUCAAUUUUUCGAGCUGAAAAUGAUGGGAUUGCUCAUUUUAAGCAAAUUCUUCAUUUUCAGCACGAAAUUUUGAUCUAGAAAUAUUGAGCAGAAGGUCACGAGUUCGAUCCCCACCCGACGCAACACUUUUUUUUUCAAAACCCUAUCAUGCUUGGUGUCAAAAUGUCGCAAAUUUUUGCCACGUGGCAAUUUUCAGCCAAAAAUCAUCUGAAAUUCUGAAAUUUCCAGAAUCUUGCCUCGAACCUUUCGACACAAAAUACGAGCAAACUUGCGGCAACGAUCUUCAUCAACAAUAUUAUUAUUUCGAUCAAAUUUCGGGAAUCUGCAAAAUGUUCUGGUUCGGAAAUUGUAAGGGCGAAAAUCAGAACAUCUACAGUACUCUGGAGGCGUGUCAAUGGAUUUGUGAGAGGAAAAGGGAGGAGCGGAAGCCUGGUAGGGUUUUGGGGGCUUCAGGGGGCCUAGAGGGCCUUAGGAGGCUUUUUAGGCUCUCUGGGCUUUUCUAGGCCGAAAAAUCGUGAUUUUCAGCAAUGUGUGCCGAUAAAUUCGACCCGAAAUACACGGAAUCUUGUGGCGAAGGAAAAUGGACCGAAAAAUGGUAUUUUGAGGUGAGUUUUCGGCCCGAAAAAGCCCAAAAAACGGCCUAAAAGCCCGAUUUUUCCAGCAAUCCACUGGAGAAUGUCACGAAUUCUGGUGGGACGGUUGCACGUCCCCCUCCCAAAAUAUUUUCCCCGAUCAAAAAUCGUGUACCUCAAAUUGUCAACAUCCGGGAUUCGAGAUCUCGUCGAAGUUGGCCACCCAAGAAGAAUCGAAAUUCCGAUGUUUGGAGCCGGUUGAAAUCGGAAGCUGUCAGGAGACGUGAGUCGCUUUUUAGGGGAAAAUUUGGAGCAUUUUGAGCCCGAAUUUGGGUAGGGAAAUUAUGGUGGGAUUUUUGACAGCCUAGGCGAAAUAUAGUGUGAUUUUCUACCUAAUUUCUAAGGUAGGUGAAAAAUGUUGGGAUUUUUGACAGCCUCAAAAUACUCAUAGGUAGUUUCCAGGCUGUCAAAAAUCGCACUGUAUUUUUCCUACCCUACAAAAAUGUCAGGGCUGUCAAAAAUCCUAGCAUUUUUUUCCUAUUCACUAUAAAUGUUGUUAUAGAUCAAAAUUUUGCGCUGAAAAUCGUGAAAAUGCUAGAAAUAGCUGAAAAUGAGGUUUUCACAAUUUUCAGCACAAAAUGUCAGCCUAGAAAAGUAUUUUUCCACAGUAACCCGGUUGAUCCAUUUUUUUUUUUGGAAUUUGUGGCAAAAUUUUCUACAGUACCCUUUGAAAAGUUUCUAGACCCAAAUUUUGUGCUGAAAAUUGUGGAAUCACUCAAAAUUCAUGAAUUUUUCAAGUUUCAGCGUUUUCAGCACGAAAUUUCAGUCUGAAAAUCUUGAAUUUUCCACGUCAUAACUCAAUUUUACUGAAAAUCAUUGAAAAUAGCUUCUAAACCCAAAUUUUGUGCUGAAAAUCAUGAAAUCACCCAAAAUUCAUGAAUUUUCGGAUUUUCAGCCAAUAUUUUCAGAUAUCCCGCCUUCUACUAUGAUAAAAUUGGAAAAACCUGUCGACCUUUUGCAUAUUCGGGAUGUGGAGGGAACUAUAAUCGAUUUUUGACACUUUCACAAUGUGAAGGACUUUGUUAUGGUUUUAAUUCAAUGAAUGGUGGGUUCUGGCUGAAAUUCUGAAAUUUUCAGCAUUUUCCUGAAAAAAAUCUGAAAAUUUUGAUGAUUUUUGAUCAAAAAUUGAUGAAAAUCUCGAAUUUUCAGUCAAAAAAUUCGAUUUUUUCAAGAUUUUCAGCCAAAAUUUCAAUUUUCAGAAGCCGAAUUCGAUUGUCAUCUACAGCUUCAUAUUGGAUAUGGGAAAAAUGAUGAAAAUUGCAUUGCUCAGGCUGGAUUCCGAUUUUAUUAUGAUAGGAGUUAUGGUAAGUGGUUUUUGGGGAGAUUUCGAGCAUUGCUCAUGUUAAGUUGAAAAUUUGAGAAUUUUUGAGAUCAAAUUUGAAAUUUUUGGGUAAUUUUGAGCAUUGCUCAUGUUUGACAUUUUCCAAAUGUUCAGUUUAACAUGAGCAAUGCUUAAAAUUUCUAAAAAAAUUCAAUUUUGAUAUCAAAAUAUUCAGAAUUUUCUGUUUAACAUGAGCAAUGCUUAAAAAUUUCCAAAAAAUCAGAAUUUGGAAUCAAAAUGUUGAAAAUUUUCAGUUUAAUAUGAGCAAUCCACCAAAAAUGUCCAAAUUUCCCAAAUUUGAUAUCAAAAUGUUCAGAAUUUCAAGUUUAACAUGAGCAAUGCUCAAAAUUUCCAAAAAAUUCAAUUUUGGUAUCAAAAUGUUCAGAAUUUUCAGCUUAACAUGAGCAAUGCUUAAAAAUUUCCAAAUUUGAUAUCAAAAUGUGCAGAAUUUUGAGUUUGACAUGAGCAAGGCUUAAAAUUUCUCAAAAAAUUCGAUUUCGGCAUCAAAAUGUUCAGAAUUUCAAGUUUAACAUGAGCAAUGCUUAAAAAUUUCCAAAUUUGAUAUCAAAAUGUGCAGAAUUUUGAGUUUAACAUGAGCAAUCCCCUAAAAAUGUCCUAAUUUGGUAUCAAAAUGUUCAGAAUUUUCUGUUUAACAUGAGAAAUACUCAAAAAUGUCCAAAGUUUCAGUUUAACAUGAGCAAUGCUCAAAAAUAUUCCAAAUUUUGAGUCUAACAUGAGCAAUGCUUAAAAUUUCUCAAAAAAUUCAAUUUUGGCAUCAAAAAGUUCCAAAUUUCAAGGCUAACAUGAGCGAUCCCCCGAAAAAUCCAAUUUUUCCAGGAAAAUGCAGUCAAAUGUGGUAUUUGGGUUGCGGUGGAAAUGCGAACAAUUUCUAUACCUACGAAUCUUGUCAACGAACUUGUAGCCUUUCGAAUUAUCCACAAUUGGAACUGGAAAGAAAACCACGUGCCAGUUCGGAGGGUAGGAAUCUUGUUGGAUUCGGAAUUCGAAAAAUUCGAGCAAAAUUGCAGAAUUUGAAAUAAUUUUUGAGCCAUUCUCGUUUUUUUCCGCUAAAAAUUGGCUGAAAAUUAGCAUUUUUAGCUGAAAAUUUGGAAUUUUUAUGAAAUUUUAAGCCCAAGCUAAAUUUUCAGCCAAUUUCAGCCCAUUUUUGUCACCCACCCCCUAUUUUUUGUGAAAAAAUAAAGAUUUUUUCUGUGAAAUUGAAUUUUUUUUGCAUGAAUUUUUUGGGGGUGGGUGGCAUGAGGUACUGUAGGGUACUGUAGCGCGCGAAAUUUGGAGCAUUUUGAUAUCAAACAAGCCUAGACUAGCCUAGGCUUAUUUGGUAUCAAUUUGCUCCAAAUUCCGCGCGCUACAGUACCCUACAGUAACCCAAAUGCUCUUACAGUAUGCUUCGAGUCGCCAGGAGAUAAGGGAAAUUGUGCCAGGAACGCGAGCGAAAUUGCGCUAAGUCGAUGGACGUAUCAAUCCGCAAAAUGCGUCAAAUUCAGCUACACGGGAUGUGGCGGGAAUAGGAAUCGAUUUGCCACGGAGGAUUUGUGCACAAAGACUUGUGGUGGACUUUUGAAGAGCAAUGAUCCGAGUGAGUUUUUUGAGCACGCGAAAUUUGGAGCAUUUUGAGACUAAAUGAGCCUAGGGGUACUGUAGAUGCCAAAAUUUGGAGCGUUUUGAGACUAAAUAAGGCUAGGUUAGGGUUACUGUAGAUUUUUAGCGCGAAAUUUGCAGUAUUUUGAGACCAAAUGAGCCUAGGGGUACUGUAGAUACUGUAGAUGCCACGUGGCAAAAAAUUUGGAGCAUUUUGAGACCAAAUAUGACUAGGUUAGGGUUACUGUAGGUUUUUCAGAGAGAAAAACUACAGUACUCCUAGCAUACCCUUAUUUGGACUCAAAAUUUUCCAAAUUUUGCCACGUGGCAUCUACAGUACCCCCUGAGCAUGUUUGGUAUCAAAAUGCUCCAAAUUUCGCACACAGGAAUUUGCUCAUUUCAUCCCGACACGGGGCCCUGCAAUCAACUUCACUAUCAAUGGUUCUACAAUCAGACACGUGGCACUUGCGACCAGUUUUUGUACGGUGGAUGUGAUGGAAACCCAAAUCGCUUCGAUAGUUUUGAAAUUUGUCAGAAAGCGUGUGAACUGACUGGAAAAGGUACUGUUUUUGAAUAAUAUGAGCAAUGUUUUUGAAAAAUUUCGGUUUUAGCCCAAAAAAUCCGGGGAAAUUUGAGCAAUUUUGAGGCUGAUAUGAGCAAUGCUUCAAAAUUGUCCAAAUUUCAUAAAUUUUACCUCAAAAAAAACCGGAUUUUCACCAAAAAUUCGGAUUUUCUGCUAAUAUGAGCAAUGUUUUUGAAAAUUUGAAAAAUUUCGGGUUUGGACCAAAAAAUCCGGGGAAAUUUGAGCAAUUUUGAGGCUAAUAUGAGCAAUGCUUCAAAAUUGUCCAAAUUUCAUGAUUUUUACCUAUUUCUCUAACAUGAGCAAUGUUUUUGAAAAUUUGAAAAAUUUCGGGUUUGGACCAAAAAAUCCGGGGAAAAUUGAGCAAUUUCGAGGCUAAUAUGAGCAAUCCUUCAAAAUUGUCCAAAUUUCAUGAUUUUUACCUCAAAAAAACCGGAUUUUCACCAAAAAUUCAGAAUUUUUCCUAACAUGAGCAAUAUUUUUCUCGCAGAUCCUUGUAUGGACAAAUUGGAUCGCGGAAAAUGGUGUAGCUCAAUGUCGAACAUGUAUUAUUACAACAAAAAUUCCAAGAAAUGCAAAGGGUUCCAUUACACGGGAUGCGGAAAAUCCGGCAACAUUUUCACGUCAUUGGAGGAUUGCCAGAGAAAGUGGGUUACUGUAGGAUACUGUUGAUGCCGAAAAUUUGGAGCAUUUUGAGACCGAAUAAGCCUGGGGUUACUGUAGAUCACAUUUUGGCGCCAAAAAUGCCACGUGGCAUAAUAUUUUUUUGCAGAUGUGAAGGUCGAUACAUCAGAGCAGCGCUUCCGGAGCCAGCCGCAUCAUCCAAGAAAAAAUCAUCGAAAUCCAAGACGCCAGAAGGCUGUGAGUCCAUUUUUUCAGCUUAAAAUUCGAUUUUUAGCCAUAAAAUUACAUGUUUUUGACUGAAAUUAGCUGAAAAUUUCGAAUUUGAGAUGAAAAUUGAAGUUUUAUGCUGAAAAUCUUGAUUUUUGAGCAAAAAUCACGAAUUUCGACCCCAAAACCAUAAAAAAUCAUGUUUUUCACCAUAGAAAAUUUGAAUUUCAACAAAUUCCGCCAUGAUUUGCAUUAGAGCGCAUUUGCACAUUUUCAGCUUAAAAUUCGAUUUUUAGCCAUAAAACCACAUGUUUUUGACUGAAAUUAGCUGGAAAAUUUGAAUUUGAGAUAAAAAUUGAAGUUUUAUGCUGAAAAUCUUGAUUUUUGAGCAAAAAUCACGAAUUUUGGCCUAAAAAUCAUGAAAAACGCUCCAGAACCAUGCUUUUUUUUUUGAAUUUUCCACCGUUCUGCCACGAUUUGCAUUAGAGCGCAUUUGCACAUUUUCAGCUCAAAAUUUUGAUUUUUAGCCAUAAAACUACAUGUUUUUGACUGAAAUUAGCUGAAAAAUUCGAAUUUGAGAUAAAAAUUGAAGUUUUAUGCUGAAAAUCUUGAUUUUUGAGCAAAAAUCACGAAUUUCGACUCCAAAACUAUAAAAAAUCAUGUUUUUACCAUAGAAAAUUUGAAUUUUAACAAUUUCCGCCAUGUUUUGCAUUAGAGCGCAUUUGCACUUUUUCAGCUUAAAAUCACGAUUUUUGGCCAUAAAACUACAUGUUUUUGAUUGAAAUUGGCUGAAAAUUUCGAAUUUGAGAUGAAAAUCUUGAUUUUUGGCUCAAAAAUCAUCAUUAUCCACCAAUUUUCACCAAAAAACCAUCAUUUUGCCCCAAAAUCUCUGAAAUUUUCAGAUUCCGGCAUCAAACCUGUCCCCAAGAGCCCGAUGAUCCGCCACAUCAACUUGAAUGCUCAAAAUCAGACCUAUUUCAAAUCCGAGGCUCAAUGGAUGGAUUAUAAUAUAUGCUAUGGUUAUCGAUAUAACGUUUCGGGUCCCGACACGAAAUUAAUGGUGCAUUUGUGUGUGAUUGGUGGAAGGAAUGAGUGUAUUAGUGAGGUUGGUGAAAUUUGGAGCAUUUUGAGCCCGAAUUCGAAAUAAACGGGGUUUUUUGAGUUAAAAAAAGUUCUGCAGGCAGCGGGGAUCGAACCUGAGACCUUCAACUUGAUAAUUAACCCUCUAACCAGCUGAGUUAUGUUUCAGUUUGCGAAAAAAAGUUCCGCAAGUAGCGGGGAUCGAACCUGAGACCUUUAACUUGAAAUCUUGAGCUCUAACCACCUGAGCUAUGUUUCAGUUUGCAAAAAAAAGCUCUGCAGGCACUAGGAAUCGAACCUGAGACCUCUAGAUUGAUAAUUUAGGCUCUAACCACCUGAGCUAUGUUUCAGUUUGCGAAAAAAAGUUCCGCAAGUAGCGGGGAUCGAACCCAGCACCUUUAACUUGAAAAAUAGAUCUCUAACCACCUGAGCUACCUAGAAAAAAAAAUCCGCAAGUAGCGGGGAUCGAACCCAGCACCUCUAACUCAAUAUUCAGAUCCCUAACCACCUGAGCUACCUAAAAAUCUCGCGUUUUUUGCAGUCAUUCGGCUCAACAGACGGUGAAGAGUUCUGUCAAGUCCUCCGGCCAUUUUUGCGCGGUCCACACUUGUACUCCUGGUAUUUUGGUCUCGACACUCAGCGGCCUAGAUUUAUCCUAAAUCGGCCCGAAACCGGACUGUGGCAACCGAAAAAUGAGACGAUGGCCGCGAUUUUGCUGCUCAAAGCUAAUAAUUGUCAUGAUAUUUGUUAG